Cucumis sativus (cucumber) is the source of this 558-nucleotide messenger RNA. RefSeq names its product 2-oxoglutarate-dependent dioxygenase ecdK. The coding region runs from base 1 to 558 and encodes 185 amino acids. NCBI's taxonomy places the organism in Eukaryota, Viridiplantae, Streptophyta, Magnoliopsida, Cucurbitales, Cucurbitaceae. The record is from RefSeq and is a predicted model, not a curated record. The transcript has 7 exons.
AUGAAACUUGUUCGGAAGGAACAUAGGGGCUACACCGCUCUUUAUGCUGAGAAACUCGAUCCCACCGCCUCCAAUGAUAUAGGGGAUGCAAAAGAGAGCUAUUAUAUUGGCCCUUUGGCUGGGAAUGCAACUGAAAGCGACUUGAAUCAGUGGCCUUCAAGAGAACAAUUGCCUUCUUGGAGAGCUACGAUGGAAUCCUUCUAUAAGCAAGCAUCGCUAGUUGGAAGACAAGUAAUAUCUUUGAUUGCAUUGGCUUUGAAUCUGGAUGAACAUUACUUUGAGAAAAUUGGUGCCUUGAAUAACCCGACAGCAUUUCUUCGGCUUCUACACUACCCAGGUGACUUGAGAUCUCUUGAUGAAGGAAUAUUAGGUGCUUCUGCACAUUCAGAUUAUGGGAUGAUCACUCUCCUUGUUACCAAUGGCAUUUCCGGACUUCAGGUAUGCAAGGAAAAGUUUGAUCGUCCGCAAGUCUGGGAAGAUAUCGUCCCUAUAGAAAAGGCAUUCAUUGUUAAUGUUGGGGACUUGAUGGAAAGGUGGACCAACUGUUUGUUCCGGUAA